AUGCCUCAAAUCCGUGAACUAAAUGAAUUUGCUAUCUACAUUCCUUGUGCUGGACACAGUCUGAACUUGGUGGGAGUAAAAGCGGCAGAGUGUGGUCCACAGAUCGUCUCCUUCUUUGACUUUGUUCAGAGCUUGCAUUCCUUUUACUUGGCUUCCACACAUCGCUGGAAUGUUCUGACGUCAUCCUUUGUAAAGAAUUAUAUUGUGGUCAAGUGUCUCUCUGACACGAGAUGGUCAGCACAUUUCGAUGCUGUCACUGCUCUUCAUGGAGGUUUCGAGAAAAUUCAAGAUGCAUUGGAUGCCCUUGUAGUUGACGCUGAUCACGAGUGGAACACAAGACGCGAGGCAGAAGGAUUGAGCAAGAAAAUGGAGAAGCUAGAGACUAUCUUUUUGACAAUUCUUUGGAAUGACAUUCUGGAAAGAGUGAACAAAACAAGUAAAAUUUUGCAGUCACAAGAUGUGGACAUACUUGUUGCCAUUGAUCUCCUUAAGUCUCUGAAAGCCUAUCUUCGGGAAAUGAGAGACACAUUCAGUGAGUAUGAAGCCAAGGCUAAAAGCAGGUGCCCAGAUUUGAAAUAUAGCGAUGGAGACAAACGUGCAAGAAAGCGAAGUGUGCGUCUUACCAGAUAUGAUGGAUCAGCGGAACAGAUACUUCUCCACGAAAGUGAAAAAUUCAAGUUGGAAACAUACCUUCCUAUUCUACACUCUCACCUGACUAAACGUGCAGAAGCCUUCGAAAGUAUUGGAAAUCUGUUUUCCUUCUUCAGUCAGUUAAAAACAAUUGACUGUAAUGAGCUUAGUCAAAG
Molecule: messenger RNA, 806 nt
Organism: Limulus polyphemus (Atlantic horseshoe crab)
Lineage: Eukaryota; Metazoa; Arthropoda; Merostomata; Xiphosura; Limulidae
Exons: 1
Source: RefSeq, a predicted model, not a curated record